This is a messenger RNA of Notothenia coriiceps (black rockcod), 494 nucleotides long. RefSeq names its product D(2) dopamine receptor-like. The record is from RefSeq and is a predicted model, not a curated record. The transcript has 3 exons. Gene Ontology annotation, biological process: negative regulation of synaptic transmission, glutamatergic; phospholipase C-activating dopamine receptor signaling pathway; regulation of dopamine secretion. Lineage: Eukaryota; Metazoa; Chordata; Actinopteri; Perciformes; Nototheniidae. Gene Ontology annotation, cellular component: plasma membrane. Bases 174 to 494 code for a protein of 106 amino acids. Gene Ontology annotation, molecular function: G protein-coupled receptor activity; dopamine neurotransmitter receptor activity, coupled via Gi/Go.
GCUGUGCGCAAUGGCACGAGCGCUCCUCCCGCGCGGGGCUGGGCGGGAUAACCGGAUAACUUUCCCCUCUGCCUGGAGGGUGCUUUUUCUCGAUGGCAUCUGAUGAAUUAUCAACUGGGAAACAGUAACUGGUCUGCCGAACAUCUCAUCUCCCAUGUCACCGGGACGUCUCCAUGGCGAUGUUUAGCAGUGCUGAGCGGGUCUGGAACGAAUCGGACCGCCUGUGGUGGGACUCGGAGAGGAACGAGAGCUCAGAGGCGUCAGAGCAGGAUGAGCGUAACUACUACGCCAUGCUCUACUCGCUGCUCAUCCUGGCCAUCGUGUUUGGAAACGUACUGGUGUGUAUGGCCGUGGUGAGGGAGCGCUCCCUGCAGACCACCACCAACUACCUGGUGGUCAGCCUGGCUGUGGCCGACCUGCUGGUGGCCUCGCUGGUGAUGCCCUGGGCCGUGUACCUGGAGACCUCAGCACUUAAAAUAGUGCUGACACAUUAA